Drosophila albomicans is the source of this 1717-nucleotide messenger RNA. Its product is annotated as angiopoietin-related protein 7-like. The transcript has 3 exons. The record is from RefSeq and is a predicted model, not a curated record. Bases 37 to 1425 code for a protein of 462 amino acids. Lineage: Eukaryota; Metazoa; Arthropoda; Insecta; Diptera; Drosophilidae.
UUUUUAUAUUCGAUUAGUAAAGCACUUCAAUUCGCAAUGAGCAGAAUUGUAAUAUAUUCAGCCUUGAUUGUGGUUGCUCAAGGAGUGUCCUUUGCAGGAGCAACAAUUUCACCAGAAACAUGUGAAUCAACUCGUCAACUUGAAGAACAAUGCAGCACAUAUUCGUAUUCAGUUUUAAAGCCAAUGCUGGAUUAUUUGCGACAUGUUAGAGAAGAACUAGAAAGAAAGGAAUUGAUGAAUAGGGAAAUUCAAGAAUUAAGAGCCAAUCGGGAUUAUAACAACGGGAUCAUUAAAGAAUUAAGAAAUCAAAUUGAAUUUCAAAAGGAAACUAUUCGAAAGUUUACUGAUAUUUCAAAAAGAACAGAUAGUUGUGAUGAUUUAAUUUUCAAAUUAAGUGAUAGGAGCAAAAUGCUAUCAAAAUGUGAACAUAAUUUUAAAGAAGUUAAUAGAACUUUUGUUGAAAAAAGUGACAGUUUAGUAAAGUUUGAAAAUAACUUCAAUGAACUUAAUAAAACAUUUAUUGAAAAAAAUUUUAUGUUAUUAAAAUGUGAAAAUAAUUUCAGUGAGCUUAAAAAAAACAUUAUUGAAAAGAAUGAGAGUCUAGUAAAGUUGAAAAAUAACUUCAAUGAGCUUAAUGAAAAGUAUAUUGAAAAGAAUAAUGGGAUAUUCAAAUGUGAAAAUAAAUUCAGCGAGCUUAAUAAAACAUUUGUUAAGCAGAAUAAUGAGUUGUUAAAGCAAACAAAAGACUUACAAAUGUGCAAAACAGAUAACGAAAUGUUAAAGAUAAAUGAGAAAAGGAUUUCAGAUAGUUUUACUUCAAGUAUUCAUUCAAUAAAUAUACCUGACUAUGAUUCAUUCGAUGUGUUGUUCGAUAAUAAGACAGCUGAAAAAGACUGGAUAGUAAUCCAGCAAAGAAUAGACGGUAAAGAAGAUUUUUAUCGCGAUUGGAAUACGUACGUAGCAGGCUUUGGAUCUUUUGAGGGAGAUUUCUUUCUAGGCCUAGAGAAGAUUCAUCGACUAACGUACUCGACACGCUAUCAACUUCGUAUUCGCGUGGAAUACUUCAAUGGAAUAAUACGACACGCUGGCUACGAUAAUUUCAAAAUUGACGGCAAUGAAACGGACUACACAUUGAGCAGUUUGGGUAAAUUUUCUGGCGAUAACGACGGUCAUCCCUGGGGUGGCGACAAUUUACGACAUCAGGAAGGCAUGAAAUUCUCAACAUUUGACCGCGAUAAUGAUCGGUGGGAGAACGAGUGUGCAAAAUCUCAUAAAGCAGGAUGGUGGCACAAUCGUUGCACAGUGAGCAAUUUAAAUGGAUUAUACUCAGUGAUAGACGGCAACAAAUACACACAAAUGUAUUGGUCAAACUUUACGCCUCUCAAGAGUGUUCAAAUGAUUAUACGAAAAUAUCAACCAUUGUAAACAAAAGUUUUUAAUGAAACGAUACCUUAUUUUUGAAUUUAAUGCCCAUAUAAAUUUCACUUUUAUUUGCUCAUAGAGCUCCUAUCAGAACUUGACAGUGUGCGUAUACGUGAUGUGCUUAUUACGAACAUUAAACAAAUGAGCAUGAUGAUGACGAGGCAACAAUAUUUUAAAGCUUUACAGCCUUUAAUGGAUUUUAACCUUUCGACCUUAUUUAUCUCUUUAGCAAAAAAAAAACAAAAACAAAAUGAAUCACAUAAUAUGUUAGUUUCUAAGUGCAGAUAAUCACUAU